Messenger RNA from Diospyros lotus (date-plum), 1317 nucleotides. Its product is annotated as peroxidase 11. The transcript is spliced from 4 exons. Lineage: Eukaryota; Viridiplantae; Streptophyta; Magnoliopsida; Ericales; Ebenaceae. Bases 66 to 1085 code for a protein of 339 amino acids. Gene Ontology annotation, molecular function: peroxidase activity; heme binding. Gene Ontology annotation, biological process: hydrogen peroxide catabolic process; response to oxidative stress. The record is from RefSeq and is a predicted model, not a curated record.
UCCCACCCAUCUCCAUCUUAAUUAAUUAGCUCAAGAAAAUUUAAAGCUCAACACACUACUACUGCAUGAAGAUGGCACUGUUAUGCUCUGUGCAGUUCUUCAUCAUGAUUAAUCUUGUGGUUUUGUCCAUUUUCAGCACUAGCUUGCAUGCAACUGACCCUCCUUUGACACUGGACUACUACAAAUCCACAUGCCCUACUGUGCUUGAGAUUGUGAGGAAGGACAUGGAAUGUGCGGUGCAAUCGGAUCCGCGCAACGCCGCCUUUAUUCUCCGCCUGCACCUCCAUGACUGCUUUGUUCAGGGCUGUGAUGGAUCGGUUUUACUGGACGAUACGAUCACUCUGCAAGGAGAGAAGAAAGCUUCAAUCAACAAGCAUGCGCUGAACGGAUUCGGGAUCAUUGACAGAAUCAAGAACAAGCUGGAGUCUGAAUGCCCAGGCAUCGUCUCCUGUGCCGACAUUCUCACUGUUGCUGCAAGAGAUGCAGUUCUUCUGGUUGGGGGGCCUUAUUGGGAUGUUCCUCUGGGUAGGAAGGACUCCAAAUCUGCAGGCUAUGCUCUGGCUGAUUUGAAUCUUCCAACGGGAGAUGAGGGGCUUCUUUCUAUCAUCUCCAAGUUUAUCUACCAAGGCCUCUCAGUCACUGACAUGGUAGCUCUUUCUGGGGCUCAUACAAUCGGCAUGGGGCGGUGCACGAACUUCCGGGCAAGAAUCUAUGGCGAUUUUGAAGCAACUUCAGGGAUGAAUCCAAUUUCAAAGACAUAUCUGAGCAACCUGAGAUCCAUCUGCCCAGCUGCUGGCGGUGGAGACGACAAUGAAACCGCCAUGGACUAUCUUACACCAAACCUCUUCGACAACUCCUUCUACAGCAUACUACUGAGAGGGGAGGGGCUGCUAAACUCUGAUCAAGAACUCUAUUCCAGCGUCUUUGGGGUUGAAACAAAGAAGCUCGUCCAAAAAUAUGCAGAAAAUUCAGUGGCUUUCUUUGAGCAGUUCUCGGAGUCCAUGGUGAAGCUGGGGAACAUCACAAAUCCAGACAGUUUUGUCAAUGGAGAAGUUAGGAAGAAUUGCAGGUUUGUGAACACAUGAGUUAAUUGAUUUGUUGGUUUUGCAGCAGUGUUUCUUGACAAGAAGUGGCUGAAUUGCCACGGAUUUGAUUUAAUGUAGCACAGAUGAUAUUAAAAGCUGAAGUUUGUCUUUUGAUGUAUCAUUCACAUUCAUUUGGUUGCCUGCUUAAAAGAAAAGUUUGCAGGGUUGUUUCUGGUUGCAACUGUAAUGUUGUUUCUUUGUUAUUAAUUCUAUGAAAAGUUGAUCAAUCUCA